Molecule: messenger RNA, 3903 nt
Organism: Naegleria fowleri
Lineage: Eukaryota; Heterolobosea; Eutetramitea; Acrasida; Naegleriidae
Exons: 5
Coding region: 1-3903 (1300 amino acids)
Biological process (GO): protein export from nucleus
Molecular function (GO): nuclear export signal receptor activity
Source: RefSeq, a predicted model, not a curated record
AUGGAGCACUCAUCAUCCCCCUUGCUUGGGUUUCAAGAGGGUCCCAUUGAUCCUGCAACAGGAACUUCCCUUUCGUUAGAAAAGCUUCAAUCCUUGUUGGAUUUAUAUUAUUCUGGAACGUUGUACAUUUCUACCCCAGGAAUGACACAACAAAAUCAGCAGCAACAAACCAAUAUCGAAACUAUGCUUCAACGCUCAUUUGGUUCCGAUAGAGAUUGUUGGAAGAAAGGUUUGCUGCUCCUAAUGUCUUCGGCUUCAUCCAUUAAUGCAUCAUCUUUACAGCAUGUUCAAUGGUUUGCCUUGACAUUAUUGGAGGAGAGUGUCCAUCAUGUGGAGUAUUGGCAAAAUCAAAUGACUCUCGAGGAGAGACAACAAGUUGAAAAUGUGUUAAUGACGAACAUUUUACCUAAUUUUAGACACUUUGCAACACCCAUCUGGAGAAAAGCUUGUAAAGUUGUGGUGGAAAUUGCCAAGAUGGAAUGGCCACAAAAUUGGCCAAAUUUAUUGCCACAAAUAUUUCAAAUUGGAAACAACUCGGAAACAGCAGUAGUUGCGUUAACAAUUUUACAAAUGUUGUCGGAAGAAAUUUCAAAUAUGAGUGGAGAGAGUAAACAGGAUAAAGAUGAUAUUCCGGAAGAUAGAAAAGAGUCUCUAUAUAAUUCAAUGUUGAUUGUUGUUGAUGAUUUGUUACGGUUUUUAGAAAGUAUUCUAUCCUCAUUAUAUCCAGGAUAUUAUGGAACUGUUUUACGUGCCUUCAUAGAAAACAAUUCACAAUUACUAGAACAAUUGUUCCAACAAUUCAAAUCCGUUUCUGAAAUUACCAUUUCCUCAUUGGAUUGUUUGACUCACGUGUUGUCAUGGGUCAGCCCAAUUGAAAAAUAUUUAUUGUCACACUCUACUCUCUUUUCAAAUAUUGUUCAAUACUCCUCUCUCUACUUUAAUAUUCAUAAUUGUACUUCAUCAUUGGAAAAAGCAAAAGAAAAUAUUGAAAACGUUGUUUCAGAUAUCAGUAUUAAAGCAUUAAACUGCUUUAAUGAAAUAAUCUCCAAACCAAUGAGAAGUACAGGAUUAGGCCAACAAAAUGCACAAUUAUUAGGAACACUAAUGAACACCAUGUAUUCCACCAUGUUACAGCUACUUCAAAAUUACAUCAAUUUAUUCAAUAUCAAUGAUAUUUCAAAAAAGGAAAAUUUGGUAGAUAAGUUUUCACAAGGUCAGCACGAAGAAUUUGUUCACAAAAUGAAUCUCAUUCUUCAAGGAUUUUCUGAGAAUCAUCUUUCCAGAAUUUUAUUAUGUGAAAGUCCUGAGAAUGUUUCUGCAGAACUUGCUUGGCUUGGACUGAACUUUCCAGUUACAACAUUUAUUGAAAUUCUUUUUUCGUAUACUACAUUGCAAUUUACAACUGAUAACUAUCAAACAGCAAUUACGAUUUGGAAUCAAUUCUUAGAUUCAAUGAUGAACUCUUUUGAUGAUUUGACAUCAUAUACCCAUUUUGAAUUUUUCAAGAGAGCUCUACUAAGCUUAGUUGAUGAUGUAUUAAGAAGAACCAACUUUAGAGAUAUGAAAAAUUAUUUUAACACCAAACUUUCUGCUAACAUUGAUCUUGAAUAUUUAAACGAAUUGGAUGAUGAAAAGAAAGAUGUACACGAUUCUACAGAACUUGACAAUUAUUUGGAAAUUUGUAUUGAUGUGGUUGGAAAUAUUGCAGAGCUUUUCCCAAAUGAAACCGUCCAGUUGAUCAUUGAAAAAUUCAAUAUUUUGGUGGAUGUUGAGUUUACACAAAAUUUAUUUGGAAAGCUACUUCCAUCCAAAAUUCAACAGCAACAACUUCUGAGUUCAGAAGAAGUUGAUUACAUGAGAACCGUUUGUAAAGAUGUUCGCUCUGCAUUAAUUACUCUCACUCGAUUAUCCAAUGUGAUGGUUUGCCACUUUGAAACAAUGUUUUCCAUUUCCACAACAGUUAUUUCCAAAGUAUUGACAAUACAGAAUAUGGGUAUUCGAAACAUUUUCUCUGAUAACAAUUCUCAACUUGCUCUCUUGUUGAAGAGUUCACAUCCUCACUCGAGCACACUUGGAUUAUUUAGAUUAACAGGUGAAACUUUUUCAUUCCUACAACAGUACACGAGAUGGAUCUUUUUGUUUGGAUCGAGUAUUUCCAAAGGCAUUCUGGAAGCAUUUUCCAAACAAAAUUCCUCACAUAAUGUUUCAUCUGAUCUUGCCGAGAUGCAAAAUCAAUAUGUAGUAUUGGUUACAAGUAUUAUCGAAAAUAUUGCACAGUCCUUAGUUUUAUCGAGCUCUGCGACCAAUUUCAUCAUUCCCUAUGAGAUUGUAUCUUCAGCUGUUAGUCUGUUGCUCUUAAUGACUUCUGCUCUUUCACAAUUGGAUUACACAUUGCAGACGCCUCCUUCUUGGAACGCCAUUGCUUAUAAGCAUAUUACUUCUACCUCUAUUGAAGAGAUUAAAUCCUUCAAUGAGGUUAUUAUUCCCAACAUGCAUACAAUGCUCUCCUCUCUAUCUGCACGUUAUCCUCCAUUGUUGGAAAAUGCAGAAAAUAUUAUCUCAAAACUGUAUGUCUCUGUGUCUGUGAGCAUUUUGAAUAGAAUAAGAAUUAUUCCAUUGACUGUGAAAAAUAUGGAUACCAAAAAAGCCCAAACGGUUGUGUAUGAAAUGUACAAUAAUUUAUUGGGCUCACAGCUCAUUACUCCGUUCGAACAAGCAAUUCAAAUGCUCAAUACUCAGCAUAACAGCGAGUUGGUUCAAUUCAUUUCUCUGUUAUUCAAAAUUUCCCAAAGUGUUUUGAGAAAUAUCAAACAUCAACCUAAACAAUGCAAACAAGUCGGUUUUGAGGUAAUGAAGAAAGUAACCGCUCCAGAUCUUAUUGUAAAUUUGAUGAAUUUUACACUCAAUCAUAGUACCGAUAAGACACACCUUGCACUCUUAGAAGUCAUUAUUGAUUUACAAAUUAACCUGUUUGAUGACUGGAAGGCAGAAGUUGGCCACGAAUAUAUCAAUGGAAUUAUCAACACAUUCAUGGAUAUUAUGACAAGAUCUUCUUCUAUGAGCCUUUUCAUGAAAGAGCCUAUUGGUAGAAAUGUGUUGACUCAAUUUUUAAAAUUGUUAAAAGCACUCGUAUCAGAUGGUUCAGGAAAAUAUGCAGGAACUAUUGGAAAAAUUAUUUACAUCAGUAGAAAUUUACUUUAUCCUGAACUGAAAAAUGUUGGAGAAGGAAAACUAUCUGGUAACGUUGGUGCCAUUGAAGUGUUGCCCUAUUAUUAUGACAUGCUUUACGGAAUUCUUCACUAUAAUUGGAAGCAUUUCUUUUCAGCACAAAUGAUAAACAAUGAAUUCCAAGAAAUGCAAUGCACUAGUAAUGAGGCAUUUGAAGAGUUUUGUUUCAUAAUGGAAUGCUUUUUGAAUUCCUUCUUUUCGACUGAUAUUACUAUUUUCAAGACUAAUUUGGCUCAUUUGGAGAGUUUGAACGAUCACCACAAAUUCUAUGAACGACCAAUUUUCAAGCAACGCAUUCCAAGCUUGGGCAACCUUUCUAUUAUGGAUAGUUUCAUGAAUGCCUUCUUAAAUAUUCUCAUUGCCAAAAGUCACAGCUUGUAUAAGAAUGAUCUACUGCUCACCAUUUUCAACAUGGUCAAUGCAGGAAAUUGGAAUCACUUUGCCAACUAUAUCCAAGAAUUUUUGAGUAGUGAUAACAAGCUUGUUCAAAAAUUGACCAAUGAACAAAAACAACAACUGCUUGUGAGAUUAGUGAUGAAGCUAGAUUCAUAUGAUGAACAUGAUUGGAAAUCAUUCCAAAACUUUUCUCGAAGACUUUCACAAUUUACGAAUGACCUUUCUUACAGUGUGAAGCAAAAUACUCGAUCUGGAUUGUCUUUCUUGACCAUGAUUUGA